AUGCAUUUCCGAAAGCGCCUGAAAGACUGGACGGCGACUCUCCGUCCUCCAAGAAACUCCGGUCUCGAUGUUUCUCAAGAUACAAGUACUGCAUCGGUGGUAUCAUCGCAAAAUAAUGAUAUCUCAGUCCCUCAUGCUUGCCCUUCGAACGUUCCCAAUCCUAUCCCUUUAAGACUCGAAGGGCUGUGGAAGAAAGCUUACUCGGACCUCCAAAAUAAGAACCCUGACCUACUUGCCCAGUAUGAAAAGAUCCUCCUGUCGAACGCGGAAUUGGAUGACCCGAACAAUGAAAACCAAAGAGGUAAUAUUGACAUUGAUCCUCGACUCGAGACUUGCGUAAAAAGGCGUUUUGAAGCGAUCGAAAAGUUACGGUGCAAGAUACGCAUUGGAGGAAAAGAAAUAGAAGUCAAGAAGCAAGUCCGUCGUGUUGUAGGGGGGAUACUGUCCGUGAAAGAUAUCAUUACCGCGGCAGUGAGUGCGGAGCCACAUGUCUCCAUAGCAUGGGCAGGCGUUUUGUUUCUACUGUAUCCGUUGGCCGAAUCAUUUGAUCAGGACGAGGACGCCAUAAACGGUUUUCAAGCUGUAUCGGACCUGAUGGUUCGGUAUGCAUUCCUGGAGAAAAGUCAGGCCAAAAUAUACUCGAAUUCCAGCUUCACGGUAGCCGACUCGGGUCAUGAUUUUGCUAAUUUAAUCAGAUCCAAAACGGUUGAGCUGUACGUUCUUAUACUUGAGUACCACAUGUCUCUUGCCACGCACUUCGAUCAUGCCGGGUUCAGGCGAUUCUUACAUGACUGGACAGAGAUCGAUAAGUGGCACAGCAUGCUAAAGUCGAUCACGAGUCUCGAUGAGAGCAUCAGUCAGUAUUUGGCAACAUUCGCUGGAGAUGAUAUCCAAAAGAUCCUCAAGGAACUGGAGAAUUCACAACGGGUUGUAAUGGACUCACUCUCCGUGAUAAAGGAAAAUGUUGAGGAGACUAAACAAAUAGAGCUUCUCAAAUUGCUUCCGCUGGGCACCCAGACGAAAAUACUUCGUGAGAUUCAGACUUGGGUUGAGUCUCCGGAUGACUCUCAGGUAUUCUGGCUCAGAGGAAUGGCAGGAACCGGCAAAUCUACAAUCUCUCGUACCUUUGCUGCUGCGUGCCAGCAAGGCAAAUCGCUUAUCCCCAACGGGCCCCCUCUUCCCGUGAACGUCUGUCUCGGUGCCAGUUUCUUCUUUGAUCGAACUAAGCCGGGGCGCAACUCCGUUGAGAAGUUGUUUCCUUCAAUAUCCAAUAAGCUAGCAUAUUCAUUCCCAGAUUCUAGAGACAAGAUAUGCCAAGCAAUUCUGGACAACCAAUCCAUCGGCAAUCAAAAUUUGCAUAACCAAUGGAGCAAAUUGAUUUCAGAGCCACUUUUGACACUCGAUAAGGAACUUCUCCUACCUGUGACACUGGUAUUGGUGCUAGAUGCACUUGACGAGUCUGUGUCUCAGGACCCCAAGGGGGCUGGAGAACCAGCCCAUGAUAUUGGAGGCGUCCUAAGGCUUAUAACCACAGCUGAAAAGUUGCAAAAUAUUCGACUGAAAAUAUUCCUUACCAGCAGGCCAGAACUACGGUCUCAAUUUUAUGUUUCUUAUAAAGAAGCUAAUGUCCACGACUUUGAACUUCGAAAAAUCCCAGUAAUGUCCGAAGGGGCUAAUCUUCCGAAAGACGACAUAACCUUCUAUUUGGAGCAUCAGGUUAAGCGAAUUGUAUCCCAAGCCACCGUCAACUACUCUGAGUCGCUAGCAAAAUCUAUCUGCUGGCUCAGUCAAGAUGAAGAAAGGAAGGUUGUCCGAACUCUUGCUGAGAAAAGCGAUGGUUUGUUCAUUUAUGCAGCCACCGCAUGCCGCUUUUUGGAUGGGGUAGACUGCGACUUCGACGAUUUGCAAGCACGCAUGCGAGAAAUAUCUGGUUACAGCUCAGAAGUAGAUUCACCACAGGACAAUUUGGAUCAGAUGUACAAUCAAAUCCUAACAUACUCUAUACUGUAUAGCUCGAGAAAAAUAAAGAGCGAGAAGAAAGAUUUCUAUGAGCUUUUUGAACGAAUGAUCGGAGCUGUUGUUGUACUAGCAGAGCCUCUCACGAUCGCGACCCUCAAAGACCUCUUGGAUUUGGCUGGAAAGGAACCAAAAACUCGAAGACUUUUGAACAGUUUAAGCUCUGUCAUAUCUUGUGGGGUCAGUUUUGGAUCACCUAUUCAAUUGCUACACAUGUCUUUUCGCGACUUUCUCGUUGGCCAACCCAACAGGAGAUGUCUCUACGAUGAAUUCUGCAUUGACCCAAGAAAGGCCCAUAGGGCCCUUUUCGAGAGUUGCUUAAAGCCGCUGUCGAGUACUCUGAAGCAAGACAUUUGUUCUCUUGAGGACCCAUCCUUUUUGGCCAAAGAUAUUGGUUCAUCUUUGCUGGACCGCCAUGUUCCAGUUUCCGUCAGAUAUGCUUCUCAAUAUUGGUCGCAUCAUCUCCAACAAGCUGGUAUCAAGCUACUUGAUAAUGACUGCGUACAUGAGUUUUUCCAGAAGCAUUUUCUGUGUUGGCUCGAGGUCAUGAGCCUUCUUCAAAUGAUACCGACAGCUAUUGUUAACACCAUCCAGCUUGAAAGUUACUUUGCGUCCCUACCGCGCGAUGGGAGAGCCGGACAUCAAGAUAUGGUAUCUGACAUGAAGCGUUUCAUGCUCGCAUCCAAGAAGGAAAUAGAAAAUGCCCCCCUUCAGGUUUAUCGUUCGGCACUCAUUUUCGCUCCGAAACAGAGCAUCUGCCGAAAGACAUUUCAGAGUUUGAUUCCAAAAACCUUCUCCAGAUUGCCUAAAGUGAAGGAGAAAUGGGAUCCUCUACUUCAAGAACUCGAUAACAGAGAAUCCAGCCAUUGCCUAGCCAUGUCUUCGGAUGGGAAGACUCUUGCUGUCUUGUGCGGGUACUGGAAGCGCUACAGGAUUAAGUUGUGGAAUAUAACUACAGGAACAUUGCUAUAUACGAUUGACUGCGGUGGGUGGCCUGAGUUUAUUGCGUUUCUUCCUGGUGACAAGCACAUUCUAUCCUCUGGGGGGUUGGAGGGUAUCCGAGUAUGGGAUAUAGCUUCAGGGAUGUUGCUCAGAACGAUCCUCUUUGGGAAAAAAGAUGCCUCCGAUGGCGGAUUGUGGGGACGGGCUCAGAGAGAUUCACUCUCAUCUCGAGGGUGCCUAGCAGUGGUACACCCCAAAAAAAUGACCAUUGGUUUGACCUAUGCAGCACAGGGAACACUGAAAAUGAUUCAUGUUUCUACCACUGUAAAAACCAUCUCAUGGUCUGCAGAUGGACCCACCUUGGCAAUUUUUCUAACUAAUGGUAGCAUAACAUUCUGGGAUGCAAGUGAGUCCAAAUUCAUACAAUCGCUGAAUCAUAAUUCAGGGAUUGGGGAGGUAAAGGGCCUCAAUAUGACAUUCUCCGCUACUGGUGAAUUGUUGACAGAAACACUAUUGGAGGAUUGUGUUUUGCUUCAGCUAUGGGAAUGGAGGACGAAGACGUCAUUGUUGAAGAUAAUUGAUGAUUCGCUAGACUGGAAAGACUGCCAGUCCCUCGACUCAGACACCAUAAUGCAUUUCUCCCCAAGCGAAAAGGCUGUAACAACCUGGCAUCGUUCCACAGGGCUUCAGAGAUGGGAUUAUGAGACUGGCCAACGCUUGGUGAAGAUCCCUACGCCCGAUUCGAAAGCUCGCGUUACACUCUCGCCAAGCGGGAAGAUAUUUGUUGUCGCAACGGCACAGGCAGAUCGCACUCCCAUCACUAAGCUUUAUGACUCGGCAACAGGCGAAUGUUUGACGAGUUUGAGAGGCAUUAAGGAUGACCCGAGCUUUGUGUUCAACUCAGAAAUUCGAGUUCUCAUAUCCGCUGAUAUGAAAGGGAUAAUUCGAGUUUGGGACCUAUCUUCAGAUUUGAGAUCGGAACAACUUGCAGCUCCGCUGAAGUCUGACGGGAGGCUCAUUUUGUCCCAUGAUCAUCAAUUUGUACUCUCGGCAUCCACAAACCAUAUCUAUCUUUGGAAAAAUAGACCUGGCUCUCUUAUGCGGGUAGUCAGCAGGAAAGAUAUAGAAGGCCUUGCUGAAAUGUUUGGGCAAGUCCUGAUCAGGGACUACAAAGGUCCAAUUUUGACAAAUAUACAGACGGCAGUACAGGAAAUGAACACCAACCAGCAUUUAGAUGACCUUUUUCACGGCUAUUUUGUCGAUAAUCAGAUAAAGGAAAUCAGCUCAAACGGCAGACUUCUUGCAAAAGCUUGGUUCUCAACGGAAAGCGCUCAUUACGAUGACGAUAAUUUUUACAUCACAGUACGGGAUGUAAUCACUGGCGACGUGGCUUCCGCCAUUCCUCGCGGAUACAAUGGAGAUCCUUAUCUGUCAUUCUCUCCUGACGGUAGGCUUCUGGCAAUUGGUCAUACAGAUAGGGAUUCCAAAGCAACAACCCUCGAAGUAUGGGAUGUAAUUGAAGGAGAUUUUCGAGUUCAACGAGAUACGGGUCUCCGCGAGGAAUUUGAAGCUAUAAAGGUUCACUGGUCAGCCAACGGAACAAAAGUGGCAAUCGACUGUCCCAUCCCCUUUUGGAAGCAACGCAACAAGGCCCGCAUUUUCUUGUACGAUUUGGCGAAAGAUAACUCAGUACUUCUUGAGUAUCCGGGGGUCAGUGCUGCACUGUCCCCAGACCAGAGGCUGGUUGCGACCCGAGACCUCGAUGGAAGAAUCCUCUACUUGUGGGAAAACGUUGGAAACAAUCUAACUCUGCUUGGCCAGCACAACGACCUGAACUUGAAGUGGAGCGUAGUUGGAUCAAAGAUGUUGAAAUUUGAAGGCGAUGAGGUGGUUAUUACACGUGAAAAUCGAAUUGACGUUAAAUCGUUUCUACCAAAGUGGGACUCGAGAACCAGUCGGCAGAUACAGGUGAAGAACGGCUGGAUUAUUUAUGGGUCAGAAAAAGUUCUCCUUCCUUUGCAGUACAGACCGCAUGAUGUGGUUGUAACUAAAGAAAAUGUUUUGGUUAUGAGGAAUGAGUCGGGUGAGGUCACGUUUUGGGAGUUUGCUGACGAGGAAGAGGAUUGA
Aspergillus welwitschiae is the source of this 5085-nucleotide messenger RNA. RefSeq lists its product as uncharacterized. The transcript has 4 exons. Gene Ontology annotation, molecular function: protein binding. The record is from RefSeq and is a predicted model, not a curated record. NCBI's taxonomy places the organism in Eukaryota, Fungi, Ascomycota, Eurotiomycetes, Eurotiales, Aspergillaceae. Bases 1 to 5085 code for a protein of 1694 amino acids.